GUCUUCCCAACAUUAUAUUAUGCACAUCGCAUCAGUUGUCUAACGAAGAAAGCAAUGGAGACGCAUUUUCAAUCGAGAGCGAGGAAGGGGAUGAUGGAGGGGCUUCUCCGCCGGAUCGUCGUGUUCUCCGCAAUUUUUUCGAUAUCUUUCCUGAGCGUCCAUGGGGACAGCGUCACUCCUUCCGAAGCAAGGCGACUCAGAGACGAGGUUAGAGAUAUGUUUUAUCAUGCCUUUGAUGGAUACAUGCAACACGCUUUUCCCCUUGACGAAUUGAGACCGUUAAGCUGCGGAGGAGAGGACUCUCUUGCUCGUCGUUGGUGAUAUGGAGCAGGUUGAUUCCUUGGACACGUUAGUGCUACUUGGUGAUCGUGAACGGUUUUCCUUUGCAGUAGAGUGGCUGGGCAAGAAUCUGCGUUUUGACAUUGACAAGACAGUUUCUGUUUUCGAGACCACCAUCCGUGUUCUUGGUGGUUUGCUUUCAGCCCAUCAUUUUGCGAGUGAUGAUGCCACAGGGAUGAAGAUUCCUUCUUACAAUGACGAGCUACUACAUUUAUCUGAAGAUUUGGCUACAAGAUUGCUUCCUGCAUUUGAAACUCCCACAGGAAUUCCAUAUGGAUCAGUCAAUCUGCUCCAUGGGGUUGAUAAAUAUGAAAGCAAGAUAACAUCAACUGCUGGUGGUGGCACGUUAACUUUAGAGUUUGGCAUUCUUAGUCGUUUGACAGGCAACCCUGUUUUUGAGAAAGUGACGAAAAAUGCUGUCCGUGGGAUAUGGGCUCGACGCUCUGAACUUAACCUAGUUGGUGCUCACAUCAAUGUUUUCACUGGAGAAUGGACACAAAAGGAUGCGGGGAUAGGUACAAGCAUUGAUUCUUUUUAUGAGUAUCUACUGAAGGCGUAUCUGCUAUUUGGCGAUGAGGAAUAUCUUUUCAUAUUCCAGGAAGCAUAUAAGGCUGCCAUGCAGUACCUUCACAGCGAUCCUUGGUACGUGGAAGUAAACAUGGACUCUGCUGCUGUAGUUUGGCCUUUAUUUAAUAGCCUGCAGGCAUUCUGGCCUGGACUUCAGGUCCUAGCUGGGGAUAUUGAGCCUGCUGUUCGCACACACAAGGCAUUCUUUAGUGUCUGGAAGAAGUAUGGUUUCACACCAGAGGGCUUUAAUCUUGCUACAUUUAAUGUUCAGCAUGGUCAAAGGAGUUAUCCACUGCGUCCAGAGUUAAUGGAAAGCACAUAUUGGCUAUUCAAAGCUACAAGAGAUCCAAUCUAUCUUGAUACAGGGCGUGACAUGGUCGCCAGUUUGCAAUAUGGUGCCAAAUGCCCUUGUGGGUAUUGUCACAUUAUGGAUGUUGAAUCUCACGAGCAAGAAGACCAUAUGGAAAGCUUCUUCCUUGCAGAAACUGUCAAGUAUCUCUGGCUUCUUUUUGAUUUGGCAGUGGGUGCUGAAAAUAUUGUUGAAAAUGGGCCAUAUCAGUAUGUGUUCAGCACUGAAGGGCAUUUGCUGCCUCUAUCUCCUGAAAUAUCAUUAGUCCAGGAGCAUUGUACAUAUUUUGGGGCAUAUUGCAGGGGCAAAGAUGGAGAUAGAUCAUUCAGUGAUCAUUUGGACAUGAAUGACACAAUGUACAACACCCGGCACACUUCGUCAAAAUAUCCUCCAUAUCCUGGGUUAGAGGAACCCAUUGUCUCAGGUUUAAUGAAGGGAAUUUGCCCAGGUCUAACCCAUAAUCGGAAGUAUGGCCUAUCUUAUGUGGCCGAUCCAGAGCCAUCAUUGAAGAAAGUUCGGGAACAUCAGUCAACAUUUCAGUCAAGGAUUGACUUUAUUAAGAGCCAUUCUGUUGUUGUUAUAUCUGAUAUAGAUGUCGGAGGCCUGGUUUCUGCUGAUGACAAGGAUAAUACCAAAAUCUCGUUAACUAUAGACAGCAGUUUAGUUGAUUCCCGUGGCAAGAAUGAAUAUAUGGAGAAUGAACUAAACAGUGUACUAAGUAAUCAAUCUCAGAGGUCAACUUCACAUGGUGCGUCAUAGUAUCACAGUUGAUCUCAUUCACUUGGUUUUUAGCUUGCAGAACUUGUGAGCAUUCAUUGCUGAAAAUUACCUACCUGCCGCGUUUACUGCUUUGUGCAGGAAGAGCAUGUACAUUAGAUAUGGCUAAAAGCCUAUUCUUUUCUUUGUACUGUAAGUUGAAAAUUUUUUAUUGUUCAUUGUAGUAAUAUUUCUUGCAUUCAUGAUUCUUCAAUUACUUUACGAACACCUUAGUUUCAGUGGUACGAGGGAAGGGACUGUAAUCAAUAUGGGUUGCUUCGGGCAUGGAACACUAUGUUCGAUGAAAUUUGAGAACUAUCUAAUAAUGUAAUAUAUGAAGUUUUGUGGUGAA
Nymphaea colorata (pocket water lily) is the source of this 2363-nucleotide messenger RNA. Its product is annotated as alpha-mannosidase I MNS4. Gene Ontology annotation, molecular function: mannosyl-oligosaccharide 1,2-alpha-mannosidase activity; calcium ion binding. The record is from RefSeq and is a predicted model, not a curated record. The transcript is spliced from 17 exons. Gene Ontology annotation, cellular component: membrane; endoplasmic reticulum. NCBI's taxonomy places the organism in Eukaryota, Viridiplantae, Streptophyta, Magnoliopsida, Nymphaeales, Nymphaeaceae. Gene Ontology annotation, biological process: endoplasmic reticulum mannose trimming; mannose trimming involved in glycoprotein ERAD pathway; carbohydrate metabolic process. The coding region runs from base 323 to 2014 and encodes 563 amino acids.